Molecule: messenger RNA, 4278 nt
Organism: Diorhabda carinulata
Lineage: Eukaryota; Metazoa; Arthropoda; Insecta; Coleoptera; Chrysomelidae
Exons: 1
Coding region: 1-4278 (1425 amino acids)
Source: RefSeq, a predicted model, not a curated record
AUGGAUUUAAAACAUUUAAUCAGCGAACGUGAAUCUAUUAAAGGUGAAAUCACCAGAAUAACUGAACAAUUAGAAUCAGAAUUAAAUAGUUUAGAUGUCUUUGAUCUGGAAAUUCUACAAGAGGAAAUUAUCAAAAACUUUGAACAGUAUAAAAUCACACAAAAUAAAGUAGAAAGUUAUACACCCAAAAAAAAUGAAAAAGAAAUUCCAGAUCAAGAAGAUAGGAACAAAGUAGAAAUUUAUUAUCGUAAAACUAGGAGUCAAUUAGCUAGAGCAAUCAAAAAAUUAACUAUAUCUGAAAGUAGUUGUAAUGAGUCAGUUAGGGAAAACAGAUUAGAUUCAAACCACAACUCAGGUACUAGAUUACCUGAAAUAAAAAUAAAAAAGUUUUCAGGAAAUCACACUGAAUGGGAAAGUUUUUACAACUUGUUCAAAACUAGUGUUCUCGAAAAUCCGCAACUAAAAUCAGAUGCUGAGAAAUUAUAUUAUUUAAAAAGUUAUUUAGAAAGUGAUGCACUACAUAUUGUAGACGUUUUACAAGUGAACGAUAGAAACUUGCAAGUAGCUAUAAACUUGUUAAGAGAAACUUAUGAAAACAAAACAAAAAUUGUACAUGUAUAUUUCUCCGAAUUAUUGAACAUACCGCAGUUAAGUAAGCACAAUCCUACCGAACUUUCAAAAUUUGCUACUAUCUGUAGGCGUAACUGGACACUCCUACAGAAUCUUGAGCUUGAUCACAAAGUAUUUUUAGAGGCAUUAAUAACUUAUCUUUAUCAACAAAAAUUAGAUUAUGGUUUCAAAAAAGAGUUUGAAAAAUGCAGGAACAGGGAUACCUUACCAACAGUAGAUGAAUUUUUACAAUUUCUUAAAGAGGAAAUUGAAAUAGUCGACAAUGCCACUGGUAAAACUAGCCAAUCGCAAACUUCGCAAAACUCAGUUUCGCACAAGAGGUCACAAAGUAAAGUAGCGUUUCAUUCGCAAUCACAACCAAAGUUCAAUAAAAACUCAAAAAAUCAAUCAUCUCAGCUUAAGAAUAAUUCGAUUAAACAAAAUCAAAACAUGAACGGAUGCGUUAUGUGUUCAGACACUGCACAUAAAAUUUAUACCUGUGAAACAUUCCUAUCGUUGCCCAUUACUAAGCGUAAUGAAUUUGCCAAAACCAAAACAUUGUGUGUAAACUGCUUAGGCACUAGACACAGUGCUGAAACCUGUCUGUCACAGAAGUCAUGCUCCCAUUGUCAUAAAAGACAUCAUUCUCUUUUACAUUUUCAAAACUCACGCAAUGUAGAACAAAGGCAUUCGUGCAAUAACAAUUUCAAUCCACAUAGUAACUCAUACAAUUCUCGGUCGCUAAAUUCGAAUUUCCAACAAAACCCUCAAACUUUUAAUUUGGAAAGUCCUAUUCAAAUUCAGGACAGGCCGUCCACAUCUCAAAGCAUCCAAGAAAAUCAAGCACGUCCAAAUUCGUCUAGUCUAUCAGCUCUCUCGAUAAAAAACAACUUAGUGUUGUUAGCAACUGCACAAGCAACAAUUUAUAAUCGACAGAAUCAACCUGUUAAGGUAAGAAUUCUUCUGGAUAAUGGAAGUCAGAAUUCCUUUAUCAGCAAAGAACUUGUACAAAAACUCAACUACACCCCGUAUAAGAAAAUCUUAAACAUUUCAGGUAUAUCUGAAACUAGUACUUUGUCUAACGAAAUGUUGGACAUAGUGCUACACUCAAAUGUUGACCCCUCGAAGAACUUCGAAAUCUCUUGUGCUGUACUCGAAAAAAUUACCACGACUAUUCCGCAAGUGAAAGUGAAUGUAGAUCACAUAACAAUUCCUUCGCGGAUAGUGAACAAAUUAGCUGACAAGACCUUUGCCACACCCGGUAAAAUAGAUCUGUUAAUAGGAGCAGAUGUUUAUUAUGAAUUGUUAACUUAUGGUCUCAUCAAACUAGGUGACGGCCUACCUACUCUCUUUAAUACCCAUUUGGGUUACGUUAUCUCGGGAAGACUGAACUCCCGACAAGAAUCAAAAAACCCACACGCUAUCUCGCAUCAUGUAGCCAGUGAAACCGAAGACCCUAACCCGGACACUGAAUUACAAAACACUCUCUGCAAAUUCUGGGAGAACGAAGAACUCCCAAACCUAAAAUCUCUAUCAACCGAAGAUGAACUGACAGAAUUCAUCUUCAAAACCACAACUAAAAUUCUCCCGAACGGACAUUUCCAAGUGGAUAUUCCGUUAAAGUCCGUCACAGAACACAAAAAGUUAGGUGACUCCCUCGCAGUUGCCAAAAAGAGAUUUUUCUCUUUAGAAAAACGCUUACAACAAAAUCCCGACCUCUAUUCGGAAUAUAAGAAAUUUAUUCAUGAAUACUUAUCUCUAGGACAUGCGAAAUAUGUACCACUAUCGUCGCAAAAUUCACGUUGCGAAAACAAAUAUUUUAUCCCUCACUUGCCAGUUUAUCGACAAGACCGAGUUACGACUAAGCUGCGAGUCGUAUUUGAUGCUUCUUGUAAAACCAACUCUGGUUAUUCAUUAAACGACAUUUGUCUCAAAGGUUAUCAAACUCAACCCAACCUAUACGACAUAUUGUGUAGGUUCAGAACCUUCAAAUACGCGUUGAUAGUUGAUUUGGAGAAAAUGUUCAGACAAAUUCGAAUAAAUCCCAAAGACCUAUUCCUCCAAAAUAUUUUGUGGAGAGACUCAGCAAAAGAACCAUUAAAAUGCAUUGAAUUACAAACAAUAACUUACGGUAUGAAUUGUAGUCCAUUCCUCUCAACGAGAGUUCUGAAUGAGAUUGCAAGUACCAAUAAACAUCUCCCUCUAGCCUCCGACGCUGUUCUUACGCAGACGUAUGUAGACGACAUUUUAACAGGGUGUGAUUCAACCGAAUCCCUUGAAAAACUCUAUUUGGAACUUAAAUCAAUGCUUGAACCAGCUGGUUUCCACUUGCACAAGUGGGGAUCUAACUCUCAAACCUUUCUAAGAAAGAUAUCGCAGACUCGAAUAACUGAAUUUGACAUAAAUUUAGAUCAAUCUCCGUCUAAAGUCUUAGGCGUAAAAUGGAAUCCCAUAAGUGAUGAGUUCCAAAUAUCGGUACCCACUGAACUCGUCAGUGAGGACAAUAUCACCAAGAGAAAUAUCUUAUCACACAUUUCACAGUGCUACGAUCCUCUGGGGUUUGUAAACCCCGCUAUCGUUAAGGGAAAAAUGCUAAUGCAAAAAAUCUGGAAAUUAAAGUGCAACUGGGAUGAUAAGAUCACCGACAAAGAAAUAAAUAGGAAAUGGCAAGAAUUUCUAAGCACCAUCUGCCAAAUCAAGGACUUAAAAAUUCCUCGUCUUAUCUUCAAUAACAAAGAAAUAAGCAAAAUCGAACUUCACUCCUUUUCAGAUGCGAGUACUGAAGCGUACGGCGCAUGUGUCUACAUUAGAACUAUCUACACUGAUAAAACAGUUUCACGUGUACUGAUAUCAGCAAAAUCACGCGUCGCACCUCUGAAAACUAUCACAAUUCCCAGACUUGAACUCUGUGGAAUGCUAUUAUCCGCGAACCUGACUCAAGGAGUCAAAAACACUUUGGAACCUAAAGUCGACAUAAACUCAGUUAACUUAUGGACGGACUCUCAAAUUGCACUGUGUUGGUGCAAAAGCCACCCAAGUCGAUGGUCGACAUUCGUAUCAAACAGAGUAGCGAAAAUACAAGCGCUAACAACAAAUUUCCAAUGGCGGCACGUAGGAUCAAGCGAUAAUCCCGCUGACCUGCUGUCGCGUGGAAAAUUCACACCUGAAAUCUACUCCAUGUGGUUUAAUGGACCCAAAUUCCUCAAUGAGUUCAGUUCAGGUUUCCCCCAAUACGAGAUUAAUAAGAAUCUCGUCAACGUACAUGAGGAAAGAAAGGUAUCCCUGACAACCAUUUCCGAACAAUGUAACUUUUGGCAAAACACCUUUUCACGCUUCUCUUCAUUUUCCAAAUUACAUCGCACAGUGGCGUACGUCCUACGAUUUACACACAAUUCGAGAAACAAAGAAAGUCAAUUCAAAGGACCUCUGUCAGUCAGGGAACUAAAUUCAUCAUUAAACUUCAUUAUCAAACAAGUUCAAAAUCAGUCCUUUUCAACAGAAAUAGCGGAACUUUCAAAGAAUAAAAACUUAUCAAAUAAACAACUUAUAUCCUUAAAACCAUUUCUAGAUACAUCCGGCUAUCUCCGUGUCGGAGGUAGACUGGAAAACGCUGAAAUAUCCUUUGACCAAAAACACCCUAUCUUCCCGCUAUCGCGCUUUCUUUCUUAA